AUGGUUGCUUCAAAGUCUUAUACUACUCUAAUUGUCUUACAUGAUUCUUCUACUGUGUCUACACCAUAUUCUAGUGAAGAUGUCAAAUAUUUUCGUACAAUUGUUGGGAGUCUUAGGAGUCUUCAGUACUUAACUUUCAUGCGGCAAGAUAAUGCUUUUGCCGUGAGCAAGUUGUCCCAAUCUAUGCAUUCUCCAUCCUUGGUUGCUGCAAAACAGUUGCUUCGAUAUAUAAAUGUUACUUUGUCAUGUGGUCUUCUAUUUAAGAAGGGUGGUCAAAAUCCUUUAUGUCUUACUGCUUUUACUCGGAUUGGGCUGGGAGUUCCGUUGACAGGCGGUCUACAGCUUCUUCGUGAUCUUUGUACUUUCAGCCAACUACCUCCUCGCCUCUGGUGUGACAACAUGUCUGCCAUACAACUUGCUGGGAAUCCCAUCCUCUACGUGUGUAAAGAAACAAUCAAGCCCUCUUCUCCAAACCCACCGGAGCUCCGGCAUCUGCCCCUCUCAUUGCUUGAUAAGUACGCCCCUUACAUUUGCCUCCAAAUUCUCUAUUUCUUCGAGAGCGGCGGCGGCUCCGGCGGCCGGCGCCUGCUGAAGGAGAGCCUCUCCAAGGCCCUGACCCACUACUACCCUUUCGCUGACCGCCUCAAAGACGACCUCUCCGCCGUCGACUGCAACGACAUGGGCGCCACAUUCUUGGAGACCAAACUCCCAUGUCGGAUGUCGGAUGUCAUGUUCCACAAUUUACAACGAGACAAAAUCCUCAACUUGGUCUCCUCCGAUGAUUGGAUGGCAAAAGAUCAAAGAUUUGAUCCUUUGUUGUCUGUCCAGUUGACCCAAUUCCAAUGCGGAGGAGAAUCCAUUUGUGUUAUGCUGUCCCACAGGCUGGCCGAUGCUUCCACAUUUGUCAACUUCAUGAACCAUUGGGCUUCUGUCACCCGCGGCGGCACCCCGCCGCCUCCUCGGUUCAAUGCAGCGAGCUUGUUCGGGGACGCUGCCUGCGACAACGACAGCCUAAUGGCGGUGCAAGGUUCAAAAAUAGUGAAACGAGACGAGAGUAUUCUGUCGAAGAGAUUCGUAUUUGAGGGAGCCGCCAUUUCGGCCUCCGCUUUGGUUGCGGUGGACUGUCUCGAAAGGCGGCCGGCAACGUCUUUGUUGCUCACGGUGGACUUGCGAACCAACGUCGUUCCACCGUUUCCGUCGACUUUAGCAGGCAACGUAAUCUUGUUCUUCGUUGCAUCAUCAACGGCGGCAGAGACUGAGACGGAGGAAACAAUGGAGAAGCUGAGCAGUCCGAUGGAGCAGAGGUUAUAUUCAUGCACCAGCUGGUGCAGGUUUCCACUGUACGAGACGAUUUUUGGGUGGGGGAAGCCAAUAUGGAUCGCUUCGCCUUUCAUUUUGCAGAAGAAUGUUUUUGCGUGCUUGAUGCCAGAGAUGGAGAGGGGAAUUAAGCCUUGGUCAGCUUGGAGAAGACCCAAAUGGAGGCGUUUCAGAGAGAUCAACAGCUUCUUUCCUUUUGUGAACUUGACAACAAAACCUAGCUACCUAGCGCGUUCUCUUUGAUAAAG
Molecule: messenger RNA, 1565 nt
Organism: Momordica charantia (bitter melon)
Lineage: Eukaryota; Viridiplantae; Streptophyta; Magnoliopsida; Cucurbitales; Cucurbitaceae
Source: RefSeq, a predicted model, not a curated record